AGAGGAAAGAACCAGAAAGACAGGAAGGCUGCGUGUGAACCUGCAGCUCAGCAGGGAACUGGGAAUAAUGGGAACCACUUAUGGAAAGAAGAAGGCGUACAGCAUCGACCACGAGCCUCCUACCAAGCAGCAGUACGUGAAAAAUGGAAAGCACCCGCACGGCAAAGCAUCGGCGUAUGCAAACCUGCAGCAGCACCGUCCUGAGGGCAGGAAGCCGUCCCCGGUGUCCGGCUACGUCCCCCAGCCCGACUACCUGGACGGAGACGAGGACGAAGACCUCAUCAAACCCAAGAAACUCGUGAAUCCUGUGAAAGCGUCAAAAAGUCACCAAGAGCUUCACCGAGAGCUGAUGAGCAGCUGCAAACGCGGCGGGUCGAGUACGGUGGAGACGAAGCCAGAGCUGCAGAGAGUUCUGGAGUCGAGGAAACGAGAUCAGAUCAUCAAACAGAGGAAACAGGAAGACGAAGCUCGCAAGAAGAUUUCUCCUCUGGAGGCCGAACUGCAGAAGAGACACAAGAAACUGGAGGAGAUGGAGAAACAACAGGAGAAGGAGCAGGAAGAGAACAUGAAAGCUCCAGAGUUCGUCAAAGUGAAGGAAAACCUGAGACGGACGUCGUUUCAGGGAAAAGACGAGAAAGAGGUGUAGAGACGGAGACGCUGUCCAUCAGAGAAAACACUUUGACACGUGUACAGGUCAAUCAGAGACACACUGUGAGGACUUCUCACUGCACGCUGAGGAGACACUGAGGAGACGCUGAGGAGACGCUGAGGAGACGCUGAGGAGACGCUGAGGAGACGCUGAGGAGACUUUGAGGAGACGCUGAGGACAUGAAUACUCUAAAGACAAUAAGUACUCUGAGGACUCUACGAUGACUCAAACACUCAAAGGACAACCAGAAACACACUGAGAACAUAAAACACUCGAGGGCCUUAGGACACAAUGAGGAUCCUUUAGGGACACACAUGCACUGGAGACACAUUUAGGACUCACUAGGGACAUAAUGAGGACAAAGAACCACAAUGAAGACUAAAAACACAAUAAGGAAACAUUUAUUUCACACUGAGAGCUCAGACUCUAAAAACACAUUGAUGACACUCUGAAGACAAAAACACACUCAUGACAAAACAAUACAAAAAGACACUUUCAGACUGAGGACAAAAACACACAAAAGACUCAAGAAGGACAAAAUGAGGACAUCAAGUGACAAUGUGAGGACACAAUGAGGACUGGAACACUGUAGGGACUCACUGAAGACAAUCUGAGGACACAAACACACUUUAAGGGAACCGAGGUCACCUGAGGACAAUCUGAAGACACAAAGGCAGACCGACGACACGUUGAGGACACUCUGUCCAGAUGCUGACAGCUGCAAAGGACAGCUGUGAUGUUUGUUUUUGUCGCUCGCUCCGAGACUGCAACGCUUAAAGGAAACUUACAUCAAUCAAAUGUUUGAUGAACUUGAAAGAGAAGGAGCAGAAACUGAGGUUUUUAUGUGGACGACAGUUGCCAUGGAAACGAACAACAACUCCUCCAAAGGAAGAGCUCUAAUAACAGAUUGUAAAGUUUUGAUUUAUUGUGAAGGCAUUUCCACUCGUCAAAUGUGUUAUCAGCGUGUUAUGGAGACACGCUGCGUUUUGAUGAUUCCUCAAACGAGCUAAUUUACGAUAUCCUGAGAACACGGUGGAAAUUACAGUAAUUUACUCAUCACGGGAAAACUGACUUAAAACAAAUGUUUUGAUGCACAAUAGCUUCGACCUUCUGUAGAUUUGAAUCUCAAGAAUUUAACUUUUUUCGAAGCACCAUUAGAUUAAUAUUAAGACUUGAAAAAGUAAGUGUGAGAGCAGCCAUCAUGAUUAUGACUUUCUUAUUUUUUAUACUUUAUUGUGUUUCAUUUAAAGGUCACAUAUUCUGUAAAAUCCUCUUCCCCAUGUUCCUC
This is a messenger RNA of Labrus bergylta (ballan wrasse), 1937 nucleotides long. Its product is annotated as protein FAM107B. Lineage: Eukaryota; Metazoa; Chordata; Actinopteri; Labriformes; Labridae. Gene Ontology annotation, biological process: regulation of actin cytoskeleton organization; actin filament bundle assembly; actin filament polymerization. Gene Ontology annotation, cellular component: stress fiber; neuron projection; synapse. The record is from RefSeq and is a predicted model, not a curated record.